This is a messenger RNA of Porites lobata, 7983 nucleotides long. NCBI's taxonomy places the organism in Eukaryota, Metazoa, Cnidaria, Anthozoa, Scleractinia, Poritidae. The record is from the annotation of a GenBank genome assembly.
AUACCAACGGAAAGAUAACAGCUUUACGAACUCUAUCGUUUAUUGUUUUAAAGAUUCACGGAAAUUUCUGGUAAAAUCAACUUGAUUUGCAUUCCAAAACAUCGAACGGUCGCUGUCAAGUAUGCUCCAUCGAAAGAUUAGGAUAGAACUACGCGAACAGUCUGGUGUCGAUUGAGUUUAGAAGUGAACUCAAGUCAACCGCGAUAAGAUGUUGUCAACAUGGACAAUACCAACUGAUCCAGGAUUCGAAACAAGAAGGCCAACAAGCGCUGAUAGAUACAGUUCAGGUUAUGCAGAGAGGUUACCAAAGGCAAGAGUCAAGCCUGAAGCGCUUUCGAAUGCAAUUAAGAAUCAAGGAACGCUUGCCCAGCUGUUCAAUCCUCAAGCCAGACCGUACCCCAUCGGAUCAAGACCUUGUAAGUGACAUUCGCUUUACUAAAAAGGUAGCUUAAUUUGCUGAACUGUUUUAGUAGUAAACUACAUCCUUGAACUAAAAAUAAGCUUAUAUAGGCUUUCGGUGUGAACAUGGCUUGCCUACCAAUUACCUUAGUCAGCGAAGACUACGUAACGUCUGCAAAGCAGCGCCGAGAUCCUUUUUCUGAACCCCCGACGGGCUCAAUGAAUUACCGGAAGUGCUUUUUGAGUUUCCCUUCAUUGGCAAAUCGAGAAUGGCUUUUUUAACAGGCCAAUCAUGGCAUGUACUCAAAUCCUGGUACACAGACCCAGUGGGGGGUUGCACAGUUUCGCAGACAGACUUAACCAGAGUUAAGUUUCCUCUGUGGUGCAGGCUAGUGAAGACCAGACCAUUUAAGCUGCACUACACAUGGUCUGAGUCACAGACGUAAUUUAACCUUGGUUAGUAACGUCUGCGAAGCAGUCUGGUGGCCUUGUUCUGGGCUCCCAACAGACUUGAUGGAUUACUGGAAGAGCAUAUUUUCGAAUUUCCUUUCAUCUUGAUUGGCAAAUCAACAAUCUCUAUGCAUUUUCAAUAGGCCAAUCAUUGUGCAUACUCAAAUCCUUGUACACAGAAGGCAGCGUUCAAGUCAGUUCUUUCAAGCGGGGGAUCAUGUAGACCAUCUGAGGGGUCACCAAGACCAUGUGCUAAUUUUUUCGUUUUAUUUAACUUAUACGUCGCAUCAGGAAGCCUUCUUUGUCGCGUCAUUGACUAAAGACCCAUCUCUUAUCUGGAACACUGAGAUAAGGGCACAGAACAAGGAUUUUGGCACUGUUUUGCAGAUGGACUUAACCAGAAUUUAGUUUCAUCUGCAGUGUAGGCUAACCUAGAUUAAACUUAGUUGAUUAUGUGAGUUUGGAAGUCAUCUGAAAAGUAAAAGUUAAAAAAGAACAAAUCUUCUUCUAAGGUGAAUGAAAUAACUGUAACUCAGCAGAUCUCAACCUUUUAUUGUUUGAAUAACUCAAAACCCAUAUUCCAGUUACUUGUUAGAUAUACGUAUUUAGCAGGUAACAUAUUUAAGUACAAUGUGGCCUAGUGUGAAUUAUAUUUUGGUUUCUUGGGUUAUUUUUACCAGUCAUUUCAAUGCAAAGCCGUUUCGAUACAGGUUUAAUUAGUCGAGGUGUAAAUAGUUUCAUGUCAUUGGCUUAAAGAACGAAGAAUAUUCACCCAACAUGUGUUUCUCGUUUACAUGCAAACUGUACUUGAAGUGAACAAAAUUUUUGUACAAUUUCACUGCUUGAGUUCAUAUCAAAACAACCAGUUUUCAUGUGUUGUAGGUAGCGUGUCUGUCAAAUUGGUUGCUCAAAUAGAACUUUGCCAAUAGAUUUGUUUUAAUUAAGACUUUGUUUUGGUGAAGUCGAAGUGGGAGCAUGCUCUUUCAACAGUUACAUGUAAGAGACAGACUAUGUUACUUGAUAAAGGAACUCAGGAAUGUAAAGAAAAAACUCUAGUUGCAGAUGGACACAUAAUGCGGGUCCCAAAGAUGUCGUUAUUGCGGAGAGUUGACUGUAUCAGUGCGUCCCUGACGCAUAAAAGUCCGCAAAGAUGCAAAAUAAUUCAUGGCACGCCUCCCGUGGGACCCGAAGAUCGAUCGAUCUAAACAUGUGUAUUUGUAGAAAUAUCCAGCCUGUUCAUGUAGUUUGUGUGGCAGUUAUUAUGGCUGUUGUUUAGUGAUGUAUAACAAUUAUAAAAUAUGGUCCUUCUAUUUUAAAGUACAACAAAGGCUAAAAGAAUUAUUCUUUUAGCCUUUGUUGUGCUUUAAAAUAGAAGGACCAUAUUUUAUUUCAGUGUACUGUAAUACAGAGUUUAGGAGUCUGUCUUCAGAUUAACUGUCUGGUUACGUGAAGGCCCAAGCAUUUCCAAUAAUUAUUAUGGACUCGUUUUUUUUUUUGACUAGGACUCAUUGGUUCAGGACAGGGACUCACCAUAAUUCCUAGGACUCACCAUAACUAUUUGUAACAAAAUCUCUGCGGUAUAGAUCUGACAAUUUGAAAACAGGUUGUCCCUACAACUCUCUUACAUUAAGCUAAGGUCUAUUUAACUGCUGAGCCAACUUAUGAUUUAACCUGAGCUAAUUAUAUUGAAUACCGUUCUCAUCAGUGAUUAAUUUUCUGCUUACAGCUUCUGCACAACCUAAGAAUUUUGCAAAAGAAAAUGUACAUCGAAUCAAGGAGAUCCAGAAAGCAAAUAGAGAAAAGCAAAGAGAGGCCAUGACGACUGAACCAGUUAAAGCAGUUUAUAAACCUGGAAAAUUUGAUCAUGUGGAUUCUAAAGUUGCCCAAGAAGUGAAGGUGUGGAGAGAUUUAAUAAUAAUUAUUUAUCAUCAUCUAAGAGUAACGUCUCAUUGUGGAUUGAUUGCAGGUUACAUUAUCUCCUUGUCAUCUGGCUGUUUGUUUAAACAUCUAGCCUUGGUUGUUCAAAGGCUGGAUAGCACUAUCCACCGCAUAAAUCUCUACCCAGUGGAGAGUGCAAUUAGUUUCCCAUACUAAUCACUGGAUAGUGAUUUAUCUGGUGGAUAGCUCUAUCCGGCAUUUUGAACAUUACCAGGGCCUGUUCAGUCUUUUACACAAGGGUUACCCUGCACAAUAAUAAUGUUUGUAACAUUUACAUGUAUCCAGGGAGCCCACUCCCCUAAGCAGUUUUCAGUGGGGUGUUGAAGGAUUCCAGCUGCCAUUUCAUGGUGUUUUCAGGCAAUGUGUUAAUUUUCAAGAAUUUUAUCGAUCACACCAUUCUCAAGUGUGACUGAAGAAGUUUUAUUUGAAAGGUCAUGUGAAAACAUUUUAUCCACAGGUUUAAAAGUUAAAACAGUGUUCUAUAUUUUCUUGUCUGUUUGUAAUUCAGUCUGGACAGAAAGGUUAAACACUGGUGUUCAUCCCAGUAUUGCUUACAGAUCAAUAUUUUAUCCUCAUUUUCAAUUUUAUUCUCCUGCAUGUUUCAAAGUUAUUAUCACACCCAAUGAUGACUGAUACACAAAUGAUAUUUCAAAGUUGAACCAAGGGUAAAAUUGAACAUAAGACAAAAUAAUGUCAGCACCCAGGUUUAGGCCAGUAAAUGUUACUAAUAAUAGAAAACUACAAAAUUUACGUACAGCACUUUUUAACUGGAUACUUUUUUAAGAAGGAAAAUAUAAUCGAGUAACAGACUAGCGUCCGUCAUACUAGAGUACUCUCUCUCGAGUUCCUGUCAGUAGUGUCAAUUUUGCUGACUAGAAGAUUUUUUCACUCUGACUUGUUCUAAAAUAACAUAAUAAUGUGCAGUGUAAAUACUCCCAUCAUCAAAGAACUGUCCUGAAUGAGCUAAAAUCUCGUAGAAAAAUUCAACAAUAGUAAGUGAGAUUAAAGUCAUGUUAUUAUACAACAGAACAAACUUAAGUCUAUUUAUCUUUAUUAGGCUCCUCCACCACUACAGAGAUCAAACUCUGCAACAUUUCUCCGAGCUGGUUCAAGAAAUGGACCCCCAGUUAAAGAUCGACCUACAUCUUGUGAGCCUGUUAUUCCACGCGAGAUGAAGCUUACUGUUCCCAAGGCAGCUAUUGCUAAAGAGGUUUGUAGAAAUUUAAAAGCUUGGAAUUAGUGGAAGCAAGUGAUAUAAAAAUUGAACAACAUUUUCAUUGUGAUCCUUUGAUUAAAAGCACUUUAAAUUCUUUGUCAAGAGCAGAUGUCAAAGUUACUGUGGUGUUUCUUAGGCCCAGUUCAAAUGUCGAUCUUUUCAUGUGCCAAACUUAACACCUAUUUAGGUCGAACCAAAUGAUAAAAGUUUGACGAUUGAUUCAGACAUCGAACUUAAUUUAUUUUCACGAUUUUCAAUAGUCUAAAAUGCGUACAAGUGAAAAUAAAUUUUAGUUCGUUCAUUAGGUUUGGCACAUGAGAAGUUUGUUGUUGAACUUAAGUCGCUCCACAGUCGAAAUUCCUAUGUAGGCCACCCAAUCUUAAUUCAUGGGUUAGAUUUGUUGAACUGCUCUCUGCUUCCAUGUUUGUUUUCAAUCAUUAGUUGACAUCUAGUUUAGCUGAGAAAUUGUUUUCAAAAUUACAUUUUGAUGAAAGUGAGUUUGAUAAUAAUUUAUAUUAUUAUAAGCAAAAAAGUUCUAAAAAGAACCCUAUCCUCUCAAACGUGGAAUUUGUGAUGUUUUAGGAUGCAAAAAUCCAGGCAGUAAAUCACUUACCUCUAGAGCAUACUGUAACUGUACAAAAUGUGAAUAUCAAACCACAAACCUGACAUUAAAGCACUAGUCAGAUGACUUCUUGAUGUCUGUGGUUUGCGGGAACUGCAGAAAAACCUUGAUCUUAAGGUCUCUAAUGAAACUAUUUACUCUCCUGUUAGGUGUAUGUCCUUUUUGUGAUCUGUUUUUGUUUUCAUUUCAGCACAAGCCAAAAGUCAGAAACAUAAAUCACGUUGGUGAUAAUAUUCGCAGAGCACCCUCCCCUCUCAGACCCCGCCCACCCUCAGUUAUAGCAGCAGAGCAGCUGGAAGCUAAAAAGGAACAAGCUGAAAAACGUUACAAGAGAGGAAAAGUACCCAAAUAGUAAGUAACCUGGACUGCAGCCAGCAGCCAGUUUACCUAGAAAUAAUCUAAAGUUCUCAUAGCCUGCACCACAGACGGAAGUUAACUUCUGGUUAAGUCCGUCUGCAAAACAGCACUGAAAUCCUUGUCCUUUGAGUAUGUGCCAUGAUUGGCCUGUUAAAAAAGCCAUCGUCAAUUUGCCAAUAAGGUUGAAGGGAAAUUCAAAAUGCACUUCCGGUAAUUUGUUGAGUCCUCUUAGGGCCCAGAACAAGGAUAUCGGUACUGCUUUGCAGAUGUUACUAACUUCGCAGACGUUACUAACUGGGGUUAAACAGGGUUUAAAGAAAGUCAGUUUUAUAGCCUGCCAUUUGGGUAAGCUGUGGCUAGCAUGUACUAGCCCACAAGUCAUUUCAACUAGCCCCCAAACCCUUUUUGAUUAGCAGGAUUGAUUACAAUCCUUAUGUAAUUUGAAUUUCCCAAAAAUACAACACUUGCCUGUCAGGCAAGUUAAGAACAAAAAUCACUCACCCGAUAGCAAAAUCCAGUAGCCCCAGACUAUUGGACACGACUUUCUUUGCACGCUGUUAAAUUACCUCGGCAACGCACGCUUUUUAAAAGAGGACGUGACAGGUUUAAAAUAAGAAAGAAUGGCCAUUUUUGGUAGAGAUGUUAAGGCAUCUGAGAUGAAAAAUGAUUUCAUCCUAGAUGUUAAUGUGUUAACUAGAUGAUUUUAUCGUCUCUAGCAGAGAAAUGGCUCCCAUUCCUCAUUUGCACCCCCCCUCCUUUCUUCUACUCCUUUUAUGCCCACUAUGUAUGUUAAGGUUUUCAAACAUCAGUCAUUGUUGCCAAAGGUUUUGUUCGUGACUGCAGUCAGUGAUGAUGUGUUUAUUUUUAAGCUGAUUUUCAAGGAAACUUGAAAUUACCAUUAAUGUUGCUGGUGUAGUACCAACCUCUUAAAAGGAGCUGUGGAGACAGUGUUCUGUCUUGCGGUGGUAACUGGACAUUUUUGUUGUUGUUGUUGUUAAGUCUCAAAGUUCGGCAAGAUCAAUGGAAGCAAGAAGAAGCAGAGAGAAUUGCCAACAUGCCAGACCCUAGUGUUCCAGCAGGUCAUGCACUCAUGCCUCGAGACGAACAACGACAGACUCUCGCUAACCUGCAAACAAGUAAGUAACAAAGCUCCCCAGGGAGAGGGGUGCUCGGUUUCUCAAGGCAUAGUAGGGUGAACUUCUCCAAGAGUUACAUUUAUGCUAUAGGUCAAAUUUAUUCUUCCCAUCUUUUACCAGCGAGAAGAGGCCUGACUGCUAGCAGGGAAAUUUAUUCUUGGUUCAAAUUUGAGUAGUCCUUUGUGUGUUAAAUAAUAAUGUUAUUGUGAAGGGUUUGAACCCAGGAGUCAUUUCAUAAGUUGGUGGAACAUGAUCAUCUGGGUGAACGUAAUCCUGAAUAGGACUGUUGUUGUUGAUACAUUCACAUGUACGAUCAUGUUUCACCUACUUCAGUAAUAUUAUUAAUGAGUACUAACCGAAGGAAGAUAAAAGCUUAGCACAGAGCAAUUUGACCCACAGCACAUACACUUUGACCAUCGCCUCCACGACGGACAUUUGUAGAAAGUGACAUGUGGUCUUUUUAAAAGUGCUUGUUGUGCUGCAGGUUUCCAAAGAGCAGAUUGGAGUUAGAAAAAUGCCUAAUAUACAGUCGUCCAUCCACCGUGUUAGAUACAUUUAAAUUGGCGCAAAGAUUUACCUCAUUCAAUCCUAUCAGGGUGUUCAAAAUUAUCUUUUUGUCCCAUGUAAGGGAUUUUGGAUUCCAAAACUGGGAAGUCUUUGCCUGUGGAAUCCGGAAUCCAUAAACUAUGGGUUGUGGAAUCUGGAAUCGUGGGCUUUGGAAUCCAGAAUGCCGCUUACGAUUGGGAUCCAGAAUCCAAGUUCCCGCUGACAGAGUAUCCGGAAUCCACGGCGUUGAAUCCAGAAUCCAAGACUGUCUUAAAUUUCCUUACAUGGGGCGAAUCUUUUAACAUGUUGUACCCAGCAAUGUUGGAUAAAGUUGGACCAACUCUUUUGCCGCAAUUUCAACAGGCCCAAAAACGUUUACUUCGAAACUUUGUCCUUUCCCCGCGUUCAUUCUCAUCCUAUCAAAGCUUUUUAAAUCUGUAGCUUUGUAAAUCUAUAGUACUUAUCGUACUGUUAAUAAAUUAAUUUAUUUGGGUAUUUCCUUUUUUUCUUUUUUCUUUUUUUUUUUCAUUUACUUAAAGGCCAAGCCGAGCUUCUCACCCAAUUAAACGCACUUCCAGUUCGAGUGGAUACGCUCCGAGUGAAGACAACCAAAGCAGAACUGGAAAGAAAACUUGCUCAAAUAGAGGACGCUAUAAAAAUAUUCUCCAGACCGAAAGUGUUUGUAAAACUGGACGACUGAAAUUAAGCCCUUAGAGGGGAUGUUUGUGGAGUGUUUGCGCCACCAAUGUAAAACGUGGACUGUUGAAGGGAACUGCGUGAUAAAGAGAUGUGAAGAUUUUAAGAACAAUGAGAUUAUUUUAAAGACAAUGAACUAAGCUAAACACCGACAUAGUUUCAAAAGAACCAAGAUGAAACUGAUACUUAAGUUGGUCAUACAAUUUCUCUUGCAGUCUAUUGAACACUGAGGAAAGUGGGUCUAUAUUUGAAGUAGGUGGCUGGGACUGUUUUAUGGUUACCUUCCCACGGGACCGUUCAACAUUUUCGCUGUGUUCGCAGGGAACUUUGAACGGCUAAGCGUCUAGAUUUUCCCUGUGAACGGAACCCCUUAACACACGAAUUUUAAACCGGUAGAAAAUUCGUCCAUGCUGUGUGAACAUAGCCUAAAUCUCCUACGCAGCCGUUUUUUGUGUUGUCACGCAACGCUUUUCCCCGGUAGAAGCGUUGCGUGACGACACAAAAAUGACUGCGAAGGAGACUGCUUCAACUGAAGUCUUUGAAAAUCGCUUAAGAUGCCGCUGUUUUUAUCAUUAUCAUUUUUAAAAUAUGUAAAACUGUUCUAGUGAGGCCUUAAACUGCUG